CUCUGUCUUUCUUAUUUCUCCAGAGAGAAGCCCAGUCUGGAAAACUAUAAUAUAAAUUUCAGUUCUGCACCGCCAUUCCUGAGGGAUUGUUCUGAGGUGAAAAUGCAGGAGCAAAAUCCUACAGGCCCCAACUCAGGGGCGUUAUCAGAGUGGGUAAGAAAAACCCCUCAGGUCCUUCAGGUUGGGAGUAUGAAGGGAAUCCUGGAAAAGAAGCCAAGAGAUCUGAUGAGACCCCAUGGAAUGGAGGGCUCUCUCUCCCUUGAGCAGUGGGAAGCCCAGUGGAAGGAGUUCCUCAGGACAGUGGAGGGCCUUCACUCUCCAUGGGGAAUCCCUUCCUUGCCAGAGAAACCUUCACCUUGGGAGGAUGCCAAGGCCUUUCUGGCCUCCUUUGAGCAAGUGGCCGAAGCCUGUCAUUGGCCAAAGGAAGACUGGGUGAUUCAACUCCUGCCAGCCCUCAGUGGUGAUGCCAAGUGGGCCUUUAACAGUCUGGAUGUCCCAGAUAGAGAGGAUUAUGGGAAGGUGAAGGCAGCCAUCUUGCGAGCAGAAGCCCUGCGCCAGGAGAAGCAGCGUCAGCAGUUCAGGAGUUUUUCCUACCAGGAGUCAGAGGGGCCACGGGGGGCCUACAGCCAACUGCGGGAAAUGUGCCGUGGGUGGCUGAGAGUGGAGAAUCACAGCAAGGAGCAGAUCCUGGAGCUCUUGAUCCUGGAGCAAUUGUUGAACGUCCUGCCCCUGGAGAUCCAGAGUCAGGUGAAGGAAAGCAGCCCCGAGAGCUGCUCCCAGGCGGUGGCCCUGGCCGAGGAGUUCCUCUUGAGGCAGAAGAAGCAGGUGCCCUUGGAGGAAACAGCUGGAAUGGUUUCCAAGGCAGGUGAAGAUCCAUCUCAGAGUGAGCAGAGGCAUCCCUUGAUGGACAUUAAAGAAGAGGAGGAUGGAGAGGCCAACCCACUGGGGUAUGAUCAGAAUGAGGAAGGAAACCUCGAAAAUCUAGGUAGAGCAAAGGGAGAAGAAGGAAGUCACCUGAUUGAGAAGGGGGAUCAACCCUAUCUUUGCCAAGGAGGGGAUUUCUGUGAAGCACUUCACAUGGGGGAGGAAACGUGCAGAUAUUUGGAAUGCGGAAUGGACUUCUCAGAUCAAUCCCAAUAUAAUACCUAUUCGCAAAAGGACAGUGGAGUGAAGUCCUCUAAAUGUCUGGAGUGUGAAAAGAGCUUCCCUUGCACAUCAGAGCUUCUGAAACAUCAAAGAAUCCACACAGCAGGGAAAGCGUAUAACUGCUCACCCUGUGGCAAGAGCUUCUCACAUAAAGCCAACUUUAUUAAUCACCAGAGGAUUCAUAUGGAACAGAAGCAAUUUGUUGCUUCAGAGAGUGGAAAGAAUUUCUCUGAUGGAAAUAAGGGUAACAUACAUUUUCCAAAGCAUAGAAAUAUGAAGGCAUCUAAAUGCUUUCAGUGUGGAAAGUACUUUAAAUACAAAUCUCAGUUCCUUGCACAUCUAAGAACCCAUACAGGGGAGAAACCUUUUGAAUGCUCAGAGUGUAGAAAGACAUUCAUUAGGAGUUUUCAUCUUCAGCGGCACCUAAGAACCCACACAGGGGAGAAACCUUUUGAAUGCCUGAAGUGUAAAAAGAAAUUCAAUCAGAGCUACAAUUUUCGACAGCAUCUAAGAACCCACACAGGGGAGAAACCUUUUGAAUGCCUGGAGUGUGGAAAGAAAUUCAAUAAGAGUUUCAAUUUACAACAGCAUUUAAGAACCCACACAGGGGAGAAACCUUUUGAAUGCUCAGAGUGUGGAAAGAAAUUCAAUCAGAGUUACCAUCUUCAGCGGCAUCUAAGAACCCACGCUGGUGAGAAACCUUUCCAAUACUCAGAGUGUGAAAAGAAUUCCAGCUGGGUUGCUGACCUUCAUCAGCAUCAAAGAACCCACGGCGAGGAGAAACCUUGUGAAUGUUCAAAGUGUGCGAAGGGUUUCAGUUGGAGUACCAAUCUUCAGUGGCAUCAAACAAUCCACACAGGAGAGAAACGUUUUGAGUGCUCAGAUUGUGGGAAAAAAUUCAGUACAAGUUUCAAUCUUCAACGGCAUCAAAAAAUCCACACCGGAGAGAAACCUUUCGAAUGCUCAGGGUGUGGAAAGAAAUUCAGUCAGAAUUACCAUCUUCAGCGGCAUCUAAAAACUCACACAGGGGAGAAACCUUUUCCAUGUUCAGAGUGUGGAAAGACAUUCAUCCAGAGUUGCCAUCUUGGAAAGCAUCAAAGAAUCCACACAGGUGAGAAACCUUUUGAAUGAGUGUGGAAAGAGAUUCCUCCCAUGUGGCCAUCUUCAACUUGCAUCAAAGAACCCACGUGAGGAGAAACUGCAUGGCUGAUAAGCCUGUGACAAAUCCUUAUCUCAUAAUGCAUACAUUAAUAGCAGCCAUAGAGUCCACACAGUUAAAACCAUGAAAACUACUGGAAAGAGACUAUAUCUACACAGAAACCUUACUAUAGCCUAAGAAAGAAAGAAUCAUGAUUCAUACAUUAGAAACAGCAUAAAUGCUGGAAUUGUGAUUGAAGCCUCAAACGGAUCUCAAAGGGGAGAAAGCAAAGCUGUGUGAGGGUGGAAGGAGAUUCCAGACCACCUCUGCCUUCCUUAAACACUGAGUAAUUCACACGAGAGAAACCUCAUAAAUGCUCAAUAUGUGUAAGAACUCGAAGCAGAGAUCAGACCCUCAUGUUUCUCUGAGAAUCCACAUGAAGGUAAAGCUUUCCGUUUGAAUUGCCCUAGAUUGGUUUUGUGGAGGCUCCUUUUUUGGAUUGCCCAGACGUGGAGGGUUUUCAAGGAUUAAUUUCACUAGUGGGAUUAACUUGGAUUCAGAGAAAAACUGAAUCAGGGUUCAAAGGUUCAAACUCAAAUGUUCAAACUCAGUAUGUUCAAACAGCAUACAGCAUCUUCAACUGGGUGGGUAUCCUUGGAGUCUGUAAGUGAAUGUUUUGCAAUGUGAAUCCCCCUUGAUUCUCACAAAUUAAUGUCAGGAGGGAGAAGUCAAAUGCCAUUUUUCUGUAUUUGGGGUGGGUGGGUUUGUACAGACUGGUGAUACGGAAGUGUUUAAAACAGUAGCCCUUGGCAAGGGUGUUAUGUGUUUUUAAAAAUAUUCUGUAAAAGUGUAGAAAGAAAUCUUGCUUCAGCAAGGCCUCUUCCUCCUUGCCUGAUCCUCAUGUUUUAAAUUCAAAAGCCAGAGUGUUGGGCUACAGCUUGGCAGAUCUGGGUUCCAGUCUCCACUCGGCCAGUCACUAAUAUUCUUCACAGGAUUGCCAUGAAGAAUAAAUAGUGUGCCUCUGGGGUGAGACCCUUCUUGCAAGAAAUGUUUAAGGGGUUGUUAAUUAUGGAAAUCUCUGGACUUUGUUGGUGUGUGGUAUGUCCUGGAUUGGUUGUGUCUUUAACUAUUAACUUUUUUUGGUGGAUGUGGAAAUACCAAAGCCAUACUUUUGA
Molecule: messenger RNA, 3459 nt
Organism: Heteronotia binoei (common prickly gecko)
Lineage: Eukaryota; Metazoa; Chordata; Lepidosauria; Squamata; Gekkonidae
Product: zinc finger protein ZFP2-like
Exons: 3
Coding region: 103-2277 (724 amino acids)
Biological process (GO): regulation of cytokine production; negative regulation of transcription by RNA polymerase II; regulation of immune system process
Molecular function (GO): DNA-binding transcription factor activity; RNA polymerase II cis-regulatory region sequence-specific DNA binding
Source: RefSeq, a predicted model, not a curated record